Symbiodinium sp. CCMP2456 is the source of this 597-nucleotide messenger RNA. NCBI's taxonomy places the organism in Eukaryota, Dinophyceae, Suessiales, Symbiodiniaceae. The record is from the annotation of a GenBank genome assembly.
AUGUCGAAUGCCUUGGCUCACCGAGCCUACGCAGAAGGUUUUCGUAUUCAGGUUGGCCUCUCCACGACAAGCCGCUGCAGUUGCAAGCAUUGCAAAGGUGCCAUCCUGAAAGAUGCGCUUCGAGUCGGUCAGCUCGUAGGAAGCCCAGCAGAGGGCAUUGGCCCAAAGUGGUGCCAUCCCGCAUGCUUUCUGGAUUUCAUCAAGAGCCGCUACGCUUCAUCUGGGGCCUGGUUCAAGAAGCAUGUCCCCGAGCCAGAGCAGAUCCCAGGCUUUGGAAGCCUGACGGCAGAUGACAAAGCGAUCAUCUCCGAGCUGAUUGAUGAAGGAAAGAAUCCUCGAGUCCUUGUGGUGACCAUGGCGGAGGUUGGCACCAAGCUGGUUUGCACCAACAUGGCUGGAAACGCCGUUGCUCCAGCAUUGAGCCUAGAAAACGCCAACAAGGCGCGAUUGCAUGUUGCAAAAGCAACAAACAGAAGGGAGGAAGAGGUUCGAUUGGUCAACACAGAUGGCAGCUUGUUUGAGGGCAUCAGCCGUGCCAGUGCAAAGAAGCGGAAAGCACAGGACAUGUGUGCAGCCGCAGCUCUGGCCGGCGCGUGA